Messenger RNA from Fusarium subglutinans, 864 nucleotides. RefSeq names its product atp synthase f0. Bases 1 to 864 code for a protein of 287 amino acids. The record is from RefSeq and is a predicted model, not a curated record. Lineage: Eukaryota; Fungi; Ascomycota; Sordariomycetes; Hypocreales; Nectriaceae. The transcript is spliced from 4 exons.
AUGGCAAACUGGCAACAGUACAAUCCCUUUAGUAAGAGGGAAUCCCACUCCAGUAGUGCGAUCCUCACCUACAAGAUUCUUACUCUCGUAACCUGGAUCUUGUCCCUCGUCGUCACUGUCUACUACACCCUCAACCGUCCCGAUGAUGGGCACACGAGAAAUAGAAAGAUCUGGGAGCAGAACCACAUGUAUCGCACUGCCUUUACUCUGAACCCAAUCAUCACAUCUAUCUACUGGAUCGUUCUCUUCAUUCUCCAGGCUGGUUACGUUGGUCACCUAUUCUCGAGCAACACGGACAUUGUUCACGCUGCUGCCAGCGUCGGAAGCCACUUCAUUUUCAACAACCUCUUCCACUUCGCUUUUGUCAUGCUGUUUGUCCGCUCUCACUUCCACUGGGCUGAGGUCAUUCUCGUCCUCAACUUCAUCAACCUGUCCUCGCUCUACUUUCGCCAUAACACAUAUCCCCGAUUCAUUCAUACGCCUGUGGUGUCUGGACCUUUGGCUUGGACAUUCGUCGCCAUUUACUGGAAUGGCGCUCUCAUGGUUCCCCACCCUGACCACCUUGUUGCUCGCAUCUUUGGGAACAUCUUCAUCUGGUCCAUUCUUGUCUAUGGACUCUUCUUUAUCACCAUCUACAAGGACUACACCAUGGGCUUCUCACUGAGCGUCUUUGCUGCUGCAAUUGGAGUUUCUCAGUUCCUUCACCAAGUGAUUGCCUUCCAGUGGAUCUUUGCCUUUGUCAUAAUGGCUCUUCUUUUCAUCGCCACGGUCGUUGUCGCCGUUCCUGCCGCGACUGGCCGCGAGAUCAACUGGCGCAGUGCUCCUGCUGAUCAGGAGCGUGCCCCUCUUCUCGCAGAGAAUUGA